This is a messenger RNA of Sphaeroforma arctica JP610, 545 nucleotides long. RefSeq lists its product as hypothetical. Lineage: Eukaryota; Ichthyosporea; Ichthyophonida. The record is from RefSeq and is a predicted model, not a curated record. The transcript is spliced from 3 exons. The coding region runs from base 144 to 545 and encodes 133 amino acids.
CAAAUAUAGAAGGCGUAAAGAACUGCGUGCGGCUGACACUUUUGGCGGGAUUUCGGAACGUGACCAAAAUCACACCAGACUUUGGCGUGUUUGUGCAAAGCCUGAGGUACUCGCCCAUUCUAAAAAUAACCACCAAUGGGAAUAUGGUAUACCGUGAAAGGCCGUACUCGUUUGCUGAAGUCCGGUCCAUGCCUUUGAAGUCGCACACGACCGUAACCAUGGAAACGAAGCCGAAUAUGGACGUAGAUGGCGAUUGCGACCAGAACGAGCUGAAAGUGGCACACGCGUACGUUUAUUAUGCGCAGGGCAUCUACGUAGACACGCCAGCACAUACGCCAAUGGGUCUAACCUGCACAACAAUGGCUCAGGCUGUGGGAGGACAGAAGUGGGUGUAUGGGCAUACCGACUGUCCCACCUACCAUGCUUUAGUGGCUCCAGCCAUUGGCGACGCAGGCCCUCGGAAAGAAGAAGAGGAACGGCCGAAGAACGCAUGUUUUAACUGCGAUUCUGUCGACCAUGCGUAUGUCAUAUGUGCAUGUGCAUGA